Messenger RNA from Cooperia oncophora, 330 nucleotides. Lineage: Eukaryota; Metazoa; Nematoda; Chromadorea; Rhabditida; Trichostrongylidae. The record is from the annotation of a GenBank genome assembly.
AUGGGUAAAAAUUGGGGGAUUUUUGGUUCCUACGUUGCUCUCAAACUGUUCCUUCGGGUAGAAGUGUACUAUGUGGUCUGUGACGCGACGGUGACAAAGUUCACGAAAUACCCAGUGACGGUCACGUCGAGCUCUCGUGACGAUAUGGUGAAGGUCACUGGCAAAUGUGUGGCGAAUGCUGCUCCAGCUCAAAGUGAAGCGCCAACUGGAUUCUGCACGUCUACUGGUAGAUGGAAUCACCUGAUUGGUGAAUGUGGCUGUAAGCCGGGCUACACAAGUGACUCUUUCAAUGGAGAGGACAAGUGUGUUGGUGAGUUCCAGUUGGAAUAG